Acyrthosiphon pisum (pea aphid) is the source of this 2081-nucleotide messenger RNA. Its product is annotated as aladin. Gene Ontology annotation, cellular component: nuclear pore. The record is from RefSeq and is a predicted model, not a curated record. Lineage: Eukaryota; Metazoa; Arthropoda; Insecta; Hemiptera; Aphididae. Gene Ontology annotation, biological process: nucleocytoplasmic transport. The transcript has 10 exons. Bases 246 to 1856 code for a protein of 536 amino acids. Gene Ontology annotation, molecular function: protein binding.
UUGUUGUAUCACGGUCGUUACGACUUCACGAGUUUGAACACUGUGAAAAUGUUAUAACACUUUAACCACAAGACGACGCGUCCCCUACAUGAUCUGUGGUUACAGAAAACAAUAAUUGUAGUGCUUAAUCUAAACGUUUCGUGAAUAAAGUGAUUUUUUUCAUUAAUUGCCUCUUUAUUAUUGUAUGGCGUUCGGUGCACAACAUAUUUCUCAGUUGUUUUGAAUUUUGAUAAGGAAACUCGUGUAUGACUGUACUGUUAGCUUGUUGUGCUAGUUGCAUAAGGAUAAAUGCCAGUAUCUUAAUUUGUGGAUUUAAUGUCCUUUAUUUAUUAACUUCACGUACCGAAAAUAUACAAUUUAAUAUGUGUUCUUUGAGAGAUUUUCCUGAACUACGGGAUUGCAGUCUCACAGAUAAGAAUGUAUCCAUGGCAUUGGUCAUUAAAAGAGUGAAACCUGAGGCAAUUGAUUACCCAAAUAUUGUGAUCCAGUUGAAAGGAGAUCAAAACCCUGAAUCAUUAUUUUUACCAACUUCAAGACUAACAACAUUACAACAAAUUUUAAGUAAAUUUGCUGAGGAAAACUUCUGGACUGCGUGUGAUGAACUAGCAAAAUAUUUUAAAAGAAAUCCAAGUAAUUUAUCAGUUCUUAUGUAUCCAUUAGGAGUAAUGAUGAGAUUUUCUCCCCGUGCAAGUUUGAAGGGCUCUGAAAAUUUGGUGUUGACAGAUAUAAGUAGAACAAAAUUGUGGUCAUCAAGCGUGGUACGUUGUAUAGCAUGGCACCCACAAGUAACUAAACUUGCAAUUGUUUCUUCCCAUGAUAUUGUCUAUGUGUACAAUCGAAAAGGUUCUGAAGCUAAAAUAAAAAGGAAAUCUCAAAAUGCCAUUUUAUCAUUAGCUUGGAGACCAUUGAGUGUUGGUACUUUAGCAGUGGGAUGUGAAAAAGGUAUUUUCAUCUGGACAAUUGAGUUUAGCAACAUACAUGUAAGACCAACUGUAAAUAAUGUUUGCAAAUUUGUCAGAGACGAUCAUAGAUAUAUUACUGGAUUAUCAUGGAAUAAAAUGGGUGAUCUUUUGAUAUCCAGUGCAGUGACAUCUAAAACAAUGUAUAUUUGGAAUUAUCCUUUAGAAACCUGUGUUCCAUUGCGCAGCAUUAGUUCUGACACAUUAAACUUUGUACAUUGGUCGCCUGAUAAUACUAAAGUGUUUUCCUGUUCAACCAGUGAAACAUUUAGAAUUUGGUCAACUGAUAACUGGACUUCAGAUAAGUGGUCUUUGAAUAAUCGGUCUAGAGUGCAAUGCGCGUGUUGGUCACCUUGCAGCUUAGUUUUAUUAUUUGCAACAGAUUCUUGUUCAAUCAUAAAUGCUAUUGACUUUCGAAAAUCAGACGUGUUUAAUGGAUCAACGAAUUACAAAAAAGUUGCAUGGCCUAUAGUCGACAUCAAAAGUGAAUGUAUAAAUGAUAAAGUAAUUGGUGGAACACUUUCUGAUAUGUGCUGGGAUCAAAACGCUCAACGUUUAGCUAUAACUUUUAAAAAUAGUGGGUCUUUAGUUGUAUUCCAAACUGCUAUAAGUGAAGCAGUUGUUGAUUGCAUUCCAUUUUGUAUUAUUCAAGGACGGCUUGAUGAGGAACCUUCUGCUAUUGCAUUCCAACCAACUUAUGAAAAAGGGUCUUUAUUAACAAUUGGUUGGUCAAAUGGGAAUAUUGAAUAUGUACCAUUUGAAUAUAUUACUAAGCCAAAACAUGAACCUGAAAUAUUUGGAACUAAUUUGUUUGGUAUAAGCAAUGAUAGAAGUAUCUCUGGUCUACCUAGUAUGUCAACUACUACUAAUGCACUAAUUGAAUAUUUGUUAAACUAAUUUGAAAUGUAUUGUUUCUUUUUCUUAAUUUUUGUAAUUUUGUUCUCGAGUUUAAUAGUAGAUUAACCAUCAUUAUAAUACAAUUCCAAUGUUAAUAAAAUAUUAUAAUCUUACUAUAUUUUUAUGGCAACUGUACAAAAAAAUAUAUAUAUAUAUUAAUAUUGAACUCUGUUUUAACAAAAUGUAUGUAUCAAUUUUAUUAAAUGAGAAAAUGUAAACCUAUUC